AUGAAGAGAAGAAGCUCCGCUAAUGGAAUAUCCAUCCAAGUUUUGUGCUAUGAUAUUUUGAUCCAAAUUUUCAUGAAACUUAAUGUCGAUGAACUUUCAAUUGCUUCUAUGGUGUGCAAAUCAUGGAACCAAAUUUGCCGUGACCCUUUACUAUGGGCUAAGAUUGAUCUAUCUCGAUUAAACCCUAAUAUUUUUAGUAAUAUACCUAUAUUGCAAGGAACUUGGAGGGAAGAUACAAAUUCAAGAUAUAAAUUGAUGAAAUUCUUGAAUUAUGCUCUAAGUUUAAGCAAUUAUAAUACAAAUUGCUUAAAACUGAACUUCUUUGCAUAUUUGUCUGAUGCACAAUUAACCUAUGUAGCUGAAAGGGAUUGUGACACCAAAUCUAAAGCAGUUAGUACUUCCUCUUAA
This is a messenger RNA of Vicia villosa (hairy vetch), 408 nucleotides long. RefSeq names its product F-box/LRR-repeat protein At3g48880-like. NCBI's taxonomy places the organism in Eukaryota, Viridiplantae, Streptophyta, Magnoliopsida, Fabales, Fabaceae. The record is from RefSeq and is a predicted model, not a curated record. Gene Ontology annotation, molecular function: protein binding. Bases 1 to 408 code for a protein of 135 amino acids. The transcript has 3 exons.